AGCUGAGGUCUUCCUGCUCGUCUGAACACGUGGUUCCGUCUCCGCCUUCAGUUCCUGUCGGGUGUGAGGAGGGUGCCAGUCCUGCCUUCAACUCUUUUUCGUCUAUUUCACAGCUAGAGGAGACUUUCUGCUCCUGUUCAUUUUAUUUUGUUUUAAAUAACGCAGCACCUCCUCCUCUUCUUCUUCUUCUUCCUCCUCCCCCCCUCCCUCCUCUCCUGGCGGCGCCUCCCUCCCGGGACUCUUCCUCCAACCAGGCCGCGGAUACUUCAGCGUGGAUCCGACUCUCUCCAGUGUGUGCGUGUGCGUGUGUGUGUGUGUGGGGGGGCUGAGUGUGGAAGAAGCUGCCUGAGAUAAGAGCGUGUGUAUCCCCCCCUACCCUCCUCCUCCUCUCCUCCUCCUCCUCCAUCAUCCUCCUUCAUCUGCUCGGUCAUGACGCUGGAAGCGAUCCGCUACCGGUCCGGGUCCCUGCAGAUCCUCAACCAGCUGCUGCUGCCACACCAGACCGUCUACGAAGACGUGCGCUCCGUGCAGGACGCCUACGAGGCCAUCAAGUCCAUGAAGGUGCGUGGAGCCCCAGCCAUCGCCAUCGUGGGCUGCCUCAGCCUGGCCGUGGAGCUGCGGGCGGGCGCCGGGGGCGACGACCCCGUGACCUUCAUCAGGGAGUCUCUGUGUCACCUCACUUCAGCCCGGCCCACUGCCGUCAACAUGGGGCGAGCCGCCCGCGAGCUGAUGGAGUUUGCGGAGAACGAGAGCAUGGAGAAGAACUCGGAGCAGCUCCGGGAAAGUGUGAUUUCGUGGAUCGAAGACAUGCUGGAGCGCGACGUCAACGACAACAGGAAGAUCGGCAACUACGGAGCCCAGCACAUCCUGUCCGGCGUCCCGAGGGACUCGGUCACCAUCCUCACGCACUGCAACACCGGCUCGCUGGCCACGGCCGGGUACGGGACGGCGCUGGGCGUGGUGAGAAGCCUCCAUGCCCUGGGCCGGCUGAAGCGCGUGUACUGCACGGAGACGAGGCCGUACAACCAGGGGUCCAGGCUGACGGCGUACGAGGCGGUCGCUGAGGGCAUCCCCGCCACGCUCAUCACAGACAGCAUGGCGGCCCUCACCAUGAGGGAAAUGGACAUCACAGCUGUGGUCGUGGGGGCGGACCGAGUCGUCGCCAACGGUGACACGGCCAACAAGGUGGGCACGUACCAGCUGGCCAUCGCUGCAAAGCACCAUGGGAUCCCCUUCUAUGUGGCUGCACCCAGCACAUCGUGCGACUUGAGCCUUGAGAGCGGCAGGGACAUCAUCAUUGAAGUGCGACCCCCUGAGGAGCUCACCAGUAUAAACGGCGUCCCCAUCGCCGCCCCAGGUAUCGAAGUGUGGAACCCGGCGUUCGACGUGACGCCUCACCAGCUCAUCACGGGGGGCAUCAUCACCGAGCUGGGGGUCUUCCUCCCCUCCGAGCUCCAGGCGGCGCUCACAGGCCGCCUCACCGCUCUCUAAAAAAAAAAAAAAAAAAAAAAAAAAAAACCCUCUCAGCGCCUCCCGCUGGUCCCGGUGCACCACUGCACAUUCACGUCACACACUCUAAAAGACACUCCUGUCUUCACUGAGGGUGCACAGCUCGUGGUUUUACUUUGGGUUUCAAACAACGCACAGUCACUGUAACAUGUCCGCGGUGCACUGUCUAAAAGUCUUGAGUAGCUCUGCCAGCUGCAGACCAGAAAAAGAAAAACGGAUUUUCCAGCGCGGAGGGGUCGAGGGGAUAUUUCCAGUCUCUCCUUUCUUUUAGAUCCUCUUUCUGUAGUCUUCACAUCUUUCCCAUGCCACGUUUUCAUUUUUCUUUUUCACCUUUUAAACUCUUUCUAAACAGCUUCUGCGGCAAACAGAGCUCAGCUGGGCUCAGUGUAAUUCAAUUUGGCAAAAAUGAAUAUCUAGAGUCAUAGCAGAGGCAAAAAAAAAAAAAAAGAAACAAUUAAAAGACGCAAUUCUUUCGAUAACAUAUCAGUCGCGGUUUCCAGAAUGCUGCUACCUACUUGUAAAUAUUUAUUCCCUGCUGGUAGUGUGUGUACAUAUGUAGAAAACUAACCUCUGCUAGUAAAAAAAAAAAGAAGGAAAAAAAAAAGUACUGCUAUUUUAACCAAAAAUAUGGUUAUUAAAAAUCAAAUCUGCCAUGUAAAAUGUUAUAUUAACAUUUAAUUUCUAUUAUUCAAGCGUAGAAGUUUUUGUCUAGAUGACUAAUCAAAAUUAUAGCUCGUAGACAUUUAAACACAGCCUUUAUUGGCCAUAUAAAAAAUAUAAAAAAAACACUUUUUUUUUUUUUUACUACCUGUACGUUUUAAUGUCUGAACCAAUCAGCUGAAGUCUUUAACAGGACAUAGCUGUAUUUAUACCUCACUUCAUGUCUUCAUCUCACAGGCUGUUCUGUAUUAUUAUACCACACAUGUAUGCUUGCAUUAUACCUAGAAACGCAAACACGUGUAUCCUGACAGUCCUGCCGUGAUCUGAGGAGGCGAGGGCAAUUUUAUAUAAUCCCGACGUUUAAAAGAAUAGUUUGCUGUAAAAUGGAGGUUUUGGCUCACUACUACUUCACCUACGACCAAUUUUAUUCACCUGCAAGUCUUUUUUUUUCUUUUUUUUAAUGCCAUUACUGUAUUACCUUUUUAACUAACAAAUUUUAAAUGUAACCUACAAAUAUUACUGGAGCUGGACAGUUCCUGGCUGAUGCCUUCACGCUUUAAGGUCAGACCUGCAAAUUCAGGUUUUCGUUGGUACUAGUUUUUAAUCUCUAAAGACUUUCCAGAGAUUGAUUUUAAUCUAACCGGAAUUUCCAAGAUUAUACGCGUUUCUGCAUCAGAGUUUAUCCUUUCUGACCUUUUUAUCUGAUUAUAGUUAAUUACUAGAAGGUGUAUCAAAGUACCUGCUUUUUACUGAUGUAUUUACAAACCAAAAGUUGUAGGAUAUUUACCUUAUCAAGAUGAUUCUUUAAAAGCCAUUAACCUAAACAAGAAAGAAAUGGAUGGAUCGGCUAAAAAGGUGAUGUGUAAAACGCAUGUCUUAUUAGGCCUGCCCUGGAUUCUGUCUUUGCCGACCGUCUUUUAUAUUCCCUCAGAUUGUAACCUGCCGCCAGGACAGCUCACAUUUUUUCAAACGUCUACUCAUUAACUCUGACGUAAAAUAAACGGUAAAGGGACGGGAUUUAUAAAACACUUUUUUUUUUUAUCCAUAACGACCACUCGGAGCGCUUUGCACUAACCCGCACACAUUCAUACACUUAGAUGCAGAUCCCCCAUAGAUUUAGGUGCCUUGCCCAGGGGCACAUCUGCAAACGUGGUAAGGAAGGAAGCUGGAAUUGAACCCACAACUGUCUGAAUGCGAGAUGGCUGCCCUACGCAUUGACCCAAUAGAAACAAACAAGUAAAAGAAAACAUUUUGAGUGAAAAGUUGCUCUUUCUGAGAAUCUGAAAUGAAAAAACCGGAGCUAAACUGUAGCAGUUUCCUUUACAGCUCAUAGGUCAAAAAAAACUUUUUUCUUUUGUUGUUUUCUUUUUUUUUUUUGUUAUUUGACCUGUUGAUCAGAGCCAAUCAAAGAAGAGUUGCCAGAUUCAGGCAAAGUAAUCAAUGCAUGUCUAAAUCUAAUCAUCAGCUGAUGUUACAUUUGUCCAAUUAUUAACAAACGUGGUUAAUCGGGGUUAAAUUUUAAUGUUUAUUAAAAAAAACGGUUUUAGCUUCUGUUACUUUGAUAUGUAUUCAUUAUCAGCCCAGCUAGUUUUACCACAGUGACUGUAGGCUGCAGAAAUAAAACCAGGCGUGAGUAGUAGAGACCUGAGACGGUUCUUUUAGGCUCUGGGUGUGUAUACGGGGGGGGAUCAUAUCGUUUCAUGCCGUAUGUGUGAAAAUCACUGCAGCAAACACGGUGACACCAGGAACAAUCUGAAUGUAAAACCUCUCUCUGCCAGACAUGUUUCAGUGUGAGGGCUUCAGACACCCGGUCACUUCUUGCCUUUGUGCUCACUUCAGAAUCAGAAUGUGCUUCAACUCUUUGGACUCUUCCCUCCUCUCACCUUAAAUUUGAUGUUUCACGCUGACCCCUCCUCAGACCUUCAUACAUGCAACUCCAACCCCAAGCAAUGUAUGAAGCAUUAAAAAGUUGUUUGGUUUUUUUCUAGUUAUUAUAUGUAUGUUAAGCCUCAGCAUAAUUUCCUUUUUCCUUUUGGAGAUUAAGAUCAUUUAGUACCAGUAUUACUGGCAGAACAGUUGCAGAGAUUUGGUAAAAGUAUAUUUACAAAAUUUCUAACUUUAUAUUUGGCAAUAUGGCGAGUCGAUGAUAUCUGAACUGCUCCCGUUGUUCAAUUUUGAACAAGCUUACUGUCUACAUACUUGUCAGACCUAAAUGAGGACUCUGCAUCUUCCCUGACAUGCAUAAGUGGAUAUUCUUAAAGGUCAAACACUAGAACCGACUUGUUUUUCUUGCUCCUUCUAGAGCGUUUCAGGAGCUGAAACAGUCCUUCCACGCGUUAUUAUGCUGAUGCUGCGUUUGGUUCGCCUCUGAAGUCGGAGCUCGGGACACGCUGGAUGUCAGGAAACCAGUGGGAGCUGCUCUCCAUCACAGGCUCUCAGUAACUAGAGGAAUAUGAUCAAUCUUCCUCUUUCCUCUCGAUUUUCCGGCAGCCUGUCCUGAUAAAUCCGGACCUCCAGCGUUGUGCGCUGAGAUCACGGAGGAUGGAGGUCCGUCCUGAAGCCUUGAGAUGCUGAAAUCCUGCUGUUUGCAGAAUCAAUAAGCCUCGUUCUCUCCAGUGAACAAGAAGCUGUCCCGUACCAUCACACGACCUCCACCAAAAGGCUGGUUUGGCAUUGGCAGAGAGAACCUGGGUAGUUUUUCACUUGAUUUGUGCUCAAAGGUGAUAUAGGACUCCGAGUCUUGGAAAGCUAGAAGCUCCGGGUCGGGUCCAAUUUCAGCUUCAAUAUGGCUGCAUUGAAAAGAUGGUCAAAGUUGCAGGAAUGAAGAGUUAUUUUUCUGACCUUCUUUAGGUUUGUGUCCGUGAUGGUGGUAUUUGUGCUCACAUAUUCAAUGGCAGUUUUCUAAUGUAUUAAAUGUGGAGGAAAAUGUUGGCUGUUGUGUUGCUGAUUCUGCCAAUCCUGUUCACAACCCACUGGUCCUCCAGCCUCAAUCUAGACAUCAUUCCCAGACCCAAAGUCCGACUUCUGAGGCAAAUCUAAAACGGCGAGAACAGGAGGGACGAAAUAGAAAGAAAGCAAUCUUUCCUUUAACAUCUGUCAACUCUUUUUUUUUUUUUUUUUUUUUUUUGAAAAAACAAAACAAAAAACUUCAGUGAGGUUACAGAUAAAACUAUUAUUUUUCUGAACAUUUGUUUCCAUGUGUGCCACUGUGAUGUAGCUAUAGAAAAAGAAAAGUAUACAUAUUUACAUAUAUACAAACAUAUGCAUAUAUUUGAAGAGGCCAAACCCUACAAGAGUAAUUAAUUAAAGAGCAAAGAUUAUUAAGAAAAUGUUUUUUUUUUUAAAUCAUAAAGCUAAACAUAUCUUGGGUGCAUUCACGUGUUUUUGGCUUUUAUUUUUGCAAAUUAUUUGAAAAUUGCACACGAUGCCAGAGCAAUUAUUGGAUAUGUUUUACCUUAAAAUCUCAGCACAUCUGAACGAGGCUGUGAGACGAUGCUUUCAUCCUCCAGCAGCCUUUACUUUUGACGCCCGACUCGCUUCCAGGUAUCCAAUUAAUUUCCUAAAAUCCAACUUGGAGGCUUUUUUUUCCUUUUUGAAAAAAUAAAAAUCAACAAACAUUGAGUCCUCCCUCUGAAGUCUGCCAUGAGCUGUUUACACUGUGGGCUUUUCUGCUGAAAACCAACCUACUGUAAUGCUACAUCCAGACAAUAUAUCAGCGGCUUCGAUAAUAAACGCAACAUAGUUUGGACAAUCAGUCCGUUGCUGUCACGCGUUGCAAAAACAAAAAAAAAUCAAAACUGGGUUUAUCGUCGCUACAAACAACUGGAAGACCUUUUUCUUGCAUUUAAACAUUGCAUCAUUUAAAAAAAAAAUUAAAGGAGGAGAAAAACCUCCAGGUCAUAACCCUAAUCUUGUGGAUUUUGCUGUUGGUUUCAUAUUAACUUGCAACUUAAAUGCACAGUUUUUGUCCAGAAAAAGAAGAAAGAAAAAAAAGAAGAUAAAAGACCCUUUGUGUUGAUGAUAAUCACAGUAUCUAUCACUCGACUAUAUGUUAUUAUAAAGCUGUAAAGUUGUCUCACUGCGUUGUUUUUUUUUCUCUCCCAUUUAACCUCGACUCACAAAGAUAGGUCACCCGCGAGCGUAUCGAACUUUUCAACAAAUGUUUCUCUUUGGGUUUUGUACAGUUCAAGACGCAUAUUUUCUGGGGGCGUUUUUUAUUUUUGACGACGCUCCACGCGUAUGUAGCAACUAUGAGGCCAUUUGAUCCGUAACAAACCUCCGUCUCUCUUUCUUUUUUUUUAAGCGGUACAGUCUCUUUGUCUGUCUGUCCGUCCAUGGUAGUUUAUACCCGUCUGACUGUGGUCUGUUUUAUUCCCUGAUCAUUGUUGUGACUCUGUGCGUAGGCCAUUAGAACACCACGCUGGGGAGGCCUCCUCGGCCAAAACACACUACCUCUCCGUCUGCCUGCAUGGACUCUGAACACAAGCACUCGGUCCGCUCCAGCAGAGCAGACCGACUUUAAGAAAACAAACCUGGACUGAAACUUUAAUCGGUUUUUAACGUCUUUAAGCGCCAACACGAAAUGUAACUCUGUGGCUAGAUUGUGGGUUUCCGCCGACAAAGCAGGUUUUUAUUUUAUUUUAAUUUUUUUAUUUUAUUUUUUCUUACAGCAAGUGUUCGAGAGGUUAAUAGACCCGACAUGUUCUGGUGCCAAAAAUCCAGUUUCCACAUUGACUUCAGUGAUCAGAGUAGGUGCUUGUGCUUUAUUGCAAAAGGAAUCACAGUGGAGGGAGUGCUGUUCACAUGGCCUCUUUAAGUGCAAGUUUCUCAUUGUUGUUAUUAUUGAUAAUCUCUGUUUAAGUUUGUAACGUGGAAAUGGUUCCAAACUGGAUUCUUAUAUAUCAUGAAUGAAGAGAUUUCUCUUUCACAUCGGUACAGAGAAGAAGAAAAAAAAAGAAUAAAAUGGUAAAAAGG
Fundulus heteroclitus (mummichog) is the source of this 7143-nucleotide messenger RNA. RefSeq names its product methylthioribose-1-phosphate isomerase 1 (gene mri1). The transcript has 6 exons. The coding region runs from base 430 to 1491 and encodes 353 amino acids. Gene Ontology annotation, molecular function: S-methyl-5-thioribose-1-phosphate isomerase activity. NCBI's taxonomy places the organism in Eukaryota, Metazoa, Chordata, Actinopteri, Cyprinodontiformes, Fundulidae. The record is from RefSeq and is a predicted model, not a curated record.